GAGGGCAGCUGCCUGGGUGUUUGAUAUGGUGGCGAAGCCUUUAGAAUGCGAAAAUUGAAAAAAGAGUCUAAAAGAAAAAAAAUUAAACAAUAAAAAAAGGCAGCUUGUCUGCUGCUGGAAAACAAAUCGAAGGCAUCUGCUUAUACAGCUUCACAAACACUAACUUCUAUUAUUUUAUGCUCAACUCAAUUCUCAUCUUGUUUAUCAGAUCUUAUUCUGUGGUGUCAUUGUGAUCGUUCGAACAAAAUGGCGGUUGGAGUGAACCGGAAAAUAUCAGCUGCAUCAGCGAGGGCUCAUACCAGAAAAACCCAACACAAAUCUUCUUUUCAACUCUCUUCAGGAAUGUUUAUGAAAAUAUCACUAGUGUUCUUUGUUGGAAUUUUGGCAUGGGGUUACCAGGCAAGUCGACCUCCUCCACCCAAGACAUGUGGGUCUCCGGAUGGCCCCCCUGUUACAGGAUCUAGAAUAAAACUUUCGGAUGGAAGGCAUUUGGCAUACACUGAGUUUGGUGUCCCGAGAGAUGUGGCCAAGUAUAAGAUAGUAUUUGUCCAUGGGUUUGGAAGCUGCAAGCAUGAUGCUGUUAUUCUUGCAACCCUUUCUCCGGAUGUUAUUAAACAUUUAGGGAUCUAUAUUGUUUCAUUCGAUCGACCUGGUUAUGGAGAAAGUGAUCCUAAUCCAAAUCGAACAGUCAAGAGUAUUGCUAUGGAUAUAGAGGAGCUUGCUGAUCAAUUAGAACUAGGACCAAAAAUUUAUGUAGUUGGAUAUUCAAUGGGUGGACAACCAAUAUGGUCAUGUCUUAAGUACAUUCCGCACAGGUUAGCUGGAGCAACUCUUUUAGCCCCAGUAGUUAAUUAUUGGUGGUCUGGUUUCCCUUCAAACUUAUCCAGAGAAGCAUACUACCAGCAGCUUACUCAGGACCAGUGGACAUUACGUGUUGCUCACUACCUUCCAUGGCUAACUCACUGGUGGAACACCCAGAAGUGGUUUCCUUCUUCUGCUGUUAUAGCUCACAGCCCCCUUCUUUUAUCUCCCCAAGACUUGGAACUUGUAACCAAGUUAGAUUCGACUAGGAGGAGGACUUACGAGGCACAAGUAACACAACAAGGAGAGUACGAAUCUCUGCACCGUGACUUGAUGAUUGGUUUUGGUACCUGGGAGUUCGAUCCUAUGGAGCUAAAAAAUCCAUUCCCAAACAAUGAAGGGUCUGUGCACUUAUGGCAAGGAGAUGAAGAUAGAUUAGCACCUGUUACACUACAACGAUACAUUGCCCAGAAGCUUCCGUGGAUUCAAUAUCACGAACUUGCAGGAGCUGGUCACUUGUUUCCCUUGGCAGAUGGCUUUGGCAAUGCGAUUAUGAAGGCACUUUUGAUUGGAGAGGAUACCAUUCUGUAAACAAUCAAGCUAUCUUCACUUAUAUAGUUCUUUUGCUAGGUUUUGGUGGUUCACAGGUUAGCUUUAUGGUUUAUUUUGUCUAUUCUAUGUUGGACUUUUUGUAAGAGAACUAUACUUCUGUGCCUCAUUCCUAUAAAUGAUUUUUCGUUCAA
Molecule: messenger RNA, 1544 nt
Organism: Daucus carota subsp. sativus
Lineage: Eukaryota; Viridiplantae; Streptophyta; Magnoliopsida; Apiales; Apiaceae
Exons: 5
Coding region: 247-1392 (381 amino acids)
Source: RefSeq, a predicted model, not a curated record